Messenger RNA from Phragmites australis (common reed), 663 nucleotides. RefSeq lists its product as uncharacterized. Lineage: Eukaryota; Viridiplantae; Streptophyta; Magnoliopsida; Poales; Poaceae. The record is from RefSeq and is a predicted model, not a curated record. Bases 134 to 406 code for a protein of 90 amino acids. The transcript has a single exon.
AAAAGGCCCAGUGGCCCCUCUCUUCUACAUCCGCCUCCAACCGCGAUAGUGUCGAACCCAAACCCUCCCGUUCCAGACCAUCAAUCACGGCGCGGGGGUCGAGGAGGUGCGCUGCGCACGGCGGCGGCGGAGGAUGGCGAAGGGUGGAGGCGGGGGGCUGAUCUGGGCGACGGCGGAGGACCUGGCGCGGAACCGUCCGGUGGCGCUGUCGCUGUACCGGCAGAUCCUGCGGGCGCUGAACUCGCCGGAGCUGCCGUUGGGGCACGCGGCGCGGCUGGCGAAGAAGGCGGAGUGCCGCGCCAUCUUCCUCUUCGGCGCCGAGGAGAGGUCGCUCCACAACAUCCGGGACCUCCUCGACGCCGCGCGCCACACGCUUGGCCUCCUCAACCGCGGCCGCGUCCCGUAGCAAGGAAGGAAGGUCCAACGAGCUGCGGGCCUAUCUGCCCAAUCCCCGUGGGUAUUUCAUCUCUUUUAGCUUCCUUUCCUACUCCCGAUUGUGAGUUCUGGUUCACCUAUGUGUCGAUGAAUGGCCUAAGGUUGUGUCAUAUGUUCUAGUGAUUAGCAAACUACUACUGCUCCAUUUGUCGAAUUGGUCCUCUAUGUACACUGCAGGACUUAUAUUGCAGUUUCGCAAAGAAAAAGAAAGAUACUUGCCUGUUUCAA